GAGGCGUUUAACCAGUUUCCCCGUAUUUUCCCGACAAACAGCAUAUUUCUGUCCAGUUUGUAAACAGCUUACAGAUGGCAAAGAACCUCGCUCGAUUGUUCGGGUUGUUGUCAUCCACGAAGACUGAGCUGAGCCGUCGGUGUGCCCGGGUUUUAUUCAGGACCACACUGAACCGGACCGUGAUGCUGAGAGCAGUGCCAUCAAUUCUUUCUCCCAAACCUCGGGACUUCAGCCUGCCGAACCCUUCGUGGGGCGAAGAGAUGAUGCGGUUGUACAACUAUUAUAACAGCCAAAGUGAGGAGGAGACGGGGGGAGAAGAGGAGCAGGGGGGCCAGUGGACGAGACUGCCGAGCUAUAAUCGGUCUCUCAAGUAUGCAAUAGGCGGAGUUUAUCUAAGCAAGAUAAUCCAGUCAAAAGCUCGUCUUUUUACCAGAAACAUCAGACAGACCGGAUCAGCGUUUGAGUACGUUGUCUUCUUUACCAAAGACAAACAGAAGUGUGUGUGCAUUUUCCAAGCUGGACACCUGCUUGAGGGGCCUCCGGGACAUGUCCACGGGGGGGCAGUAGCCACCAUGAUUGAUACAGUAACGGGAACUCAUGCUUCCCUACAUUGUGCACCAGUCAUGACUGCCAACCUUAACGUCAACUACCGCAGCCCCAUCAAGCUGGGAAGUACUGUCCUGAUUGAAUCAAUUCUGGACAAGCAGGAAGCCAGAAAGACGUUUGUUUCCUGUAAAAUAACCAGCUCAGACGGCUCCAAACUGCACACAGAGGCAACGGCCCUGUUUUUGUCAAUCAGUGUCAGCCAUCUUCUGAAAGGGUGA
Nematolebias whitei (Rio pearlfish) is the source of this 824-nucleotide messenger RNA. It is a transcript of the gene them4, whose product is annotated as thioesterase superfamily member 4. The transcript is spliced from 6 exons. Lineage: Eukaryota; Metazoa; Chordata; Actinopteri; Cyprinodontiformes; Rivulidae. The record is from RefSeq and is a predicted model, not a curated record. Bases 75 to 824 code for a protein of 249 amino acids.